This is a messenger RNA of Lentinula edodes (shiitake mushroom), 183 nucleotides long. RefSeq lists its product as uncharacterized. The transcript is spliced from 2 exons. The record is from RefSeq and is a predicted model, not a curated record. Bases 1 to 183 code for a protein of 60 amino acids. NCBI's taxonomy places the organism in Eukaryota, Fungi, Basidiomycota, Agaricomycetes, Agaricales, Omphalotaceae.
AUGCCUAACGCCUUGCUCUGGGACCUCAAUCUAGGUAAUGUCGAACUACGUGCCACUUCUCCGUUACCACCUCCAACAGUCGAGGAUGUCCACCUCCAACCCCCAGUUCCCGGGCAUAUAUCUUCUCAGGAGCUUAUACACUCAAUACCCAUUCUCUCUCCGACCUAUUCGAUCUUACCUUGA